GCGCCUUCCGCGCGUGCGCGGGGCGGCAUUGAUGGUUGUCUGCUGCCGGCGGUAGCCGUGGCCGGGGUCGGUAGCAGCCGGUGAGUGACUGUUCGCCGCGCGGCUUCGUGGCGAAGAAAGGCCUGGUCCCUCGAAGGCUCCGGCGGGGCGGGCCUGCCGUCAGCGCCUGCUUUUGGGAAGGGCCAGCGGCCCUCCCUGGAGCUGGGCUGCGGUUCCUCUGGGGAAGCGGAGGGGAAGAAGAGCAGCUGGGUCAGGCUCGGGAGGCUGCGGCCCCUGCUUUAACGAAUCCCCGUUUAACUCCUCGUGUAAAUCCGGGCAUUAACGCGCGCAGCUUUGGCUUUAACACCUUAGUCUUGCGCCCUGGCUUGAAUUGCGUGUAAAAGGAACUUAUCGUAGGAUUGCGGAGCUGGAAGGGGACCCUGAGGAUCAUCUAGUCCAACCCCCCCACCACCACCCCGCGAGACAGGAAUAUGCAGUUACCCCAUACGGGGAUCGAACCUGCGACCGUCGUGUUCUCAGCACUAGGGCUCUAAGCGACUGAGCUUUGAAUGGGCAAGCAGCAGGUAUUAGAUAAAGCAGUGAGGGGUUGCUCCCAGGUGUCAGAAAAGGUUAUUUAUGUAUGUUACUGCUGCAGCCCGUGUUUUGUUAGCCCAAAAAUGGAAAAGGAGCGGGGCCCCAGCCAAAGAAGAAUAACAACUUAAGCUGACAGAAUAUGCACAACUUGCAGACUUAACAUAUAGAGUAAGAGAACAAGAAGAACAUAACGUUUAAAGAAGACUGGAAAACGCUUAUUGAAUAUAUGGGAAAUAACUGUGUUCAGCUGAAAAUGUUGGCGGCAUUAAGAUAAAUUCAACAGUGUAAAUAAGUUUUGAUGGAUACAAUAAUGGAAUACUGAAUGGUAUAGUUUUUGUAAAAUACGCAAGGAUUUAUGAUAUGUAAAAUGAACGAUGGAAAGAGAAUCAGGGAAGUCAUUGAUGUCUUAAGGAUAUAAAAUGAGUAUUUUAAAUUGUAAAACAGAAAGUUUAAUAAAAAAUUAUACACGCGGGGGGGGGGCAGCAAGGGGUUGCAGGUCAGAACAGUGUGGGGUUGUAGCCUGCCCCACACCCCGAGCUAGCCUCUUCUCCCAAGUUAAGUAGAGGAUGCUGUCCUAUGUUCAGUGUUGAAGGUAAGAUCCAGUCAGCUUCUGUAUGUGAAAUGGGAGCGUAUCUCUUCACUAUAGCCAGCAAAAUGUCCUGAUUUGGCCCUGAAGAGUUAGAAUCACCAUUGUCUAUAAUUAUAAACCUGGAUGAUAUUGCUCAUUUUUGUCCUGUAGGAAGAGGUCCAUUUAGUGGCAGGACUAAAACAAAACAAAGCAAAACCCUGCAUCAUAGGUUUGUGGCAUAAAUUAUCACUUAUUUUGUCAAGAAGCAAAAAUACCAUGAAAAAGAAGGGAUUAAAAUAAGACUCGCUUGAAAAUUCUCCAUAUGGCCUGGUAUAAUUGCUGAAAUUUUCUUCCGUUACCUUGCCAGUAGUCAUGUCCAACAAGGAAGUGAAAGCAGCAUUGAAAAGUGCCAGAGAUGCUAUAAGGAAUAAGGAGUACAAAGAAGCACUGAAACACUGCAAGGUAACUAGCACUCAAAUGUACAAUUAAGCUUUCGGCAUGCGAAAUUGUAUGUUCUAUUCAUAGUACUCCUCUCUGAUAUUUUAAAGUAUUUCUUCAUCGUCUUGGUGUUCCUUGCUGUAUUUGUUUAUCUGCUGCCAAACUAAAAGCUAAAGUUGGGCUGCACAGCAGUGGUGUCAUUUUCUGUUUCCGCCCUGUUGGUGAGGGUUUGGAUGUUUUGUCAUCCUCAUAGAUGUCAUCAGCACAAAGAGUUGCCUUAUACUGACCCAGGCCAUUGGUUCAUUUAGGUCAGUACUGCCUUCUUUUGUUGGCAGAAGCACUCUAGUGUCUUAAACAGGUUUUUUGCUUUAGCUUUGCUCUUGAGAUCUUUUGAGCUGCAAAUGUUUGGGAUUGAGCUUGGGACUUUGUAUAUGCAAAGUACUUAACUUUGGGCUCCUUCUGCAGCUUUAGAAUCUUUUGAUGAUAACAUGCAUCAGUUCUGCUUUCUUCUUCAGCUUUGAAAUGAUUUAUUAAUAUUGCUUGUUGUAAGUGUUUCAGUGUUUUUUCACUUGUUCUUGCAGGCAGUAUUGAAACAGGAGAAGAAUAACUACAAUGCCUGGGUAUUCAUUGGUCUGGCAGCUGCGGAGCUAGAACAACCCGAUCAAGCCCGAGGUGCCUACAGAAAAGCUGCUGAACUUGAACCAGGGCAGUUGCUAGCAUGGCAAGUACGUAGAAUCAUAGAAUUGUAGAAUUGGAAGGGACCACAAGGGUCAUCUAAUCCAACCCCCUGCAAUGCAGGAAUCUUUUGCCCAAUGUGGGACUUGAACCCACAACCCUGAGAUUAAAAGCCUCAUGCUCUACAGACUGAGCUAUCCCAGCUGAUGUUCUAAUAUGACUGGUUCCAUUUCCCUAUUCCAUAUAUGUAUGUGAGUAAAAUGCAAAUAUUCUGCAAAUAGUAUGCAACAUUAGAUUCAAAUUUAGGAGACUGUACAUUGGACUAUCUUCUAGGCAUCUUCCUGACUACAUGUAACAAGGCUAGUCUUUCUUGCUUAGAAGUUAUAAAUGAUGCGGAGAAUGUAGACAAAUUACUCACUGCCUCUGCAGUGUUAUCUUCACACAGUCAGUUUGAUGAACCUUGAAAUGCUAUGCUUCAAAUACUAUUAAACAGUAACAUGGUUAUAUCUCAGGAAUGGAUAUGAAUAUGGAGAUGAUAGUUGUGACCCAACAAGGAUUUGCUUCAAAAGUUAUAUGCCUCACUUUCCCCUAGGGCUUAGCAAAUUUAUAUGAAAAAACAAACCAUGCAGAUGUCGGAGAAGAUUUGGUUAAUGUGUAUCAGAAACUUCUGGAACUCUAUGAAAGGUAGGAAAUCAAUUAUUUUACAGCAUUUUGAAAAAAUAAGCUAAACAUUUACUUGAGGGGAAUCUUAUGAUACUAAUUAUAGAGGAAAUGUUUAUCACAACAGUAUUCACAGCAUUCCCAUGUCAAAUUUAUCUUAUGUAUUCCAGCAGAAUGUAAAAUGCUUCCAUCAUUCUGAAAAUAAAUCAUUGUUCCCUGAUAAUUUUUUUACAUUUAAUCUACAUGAUAGAAAAGUUGUCCAUGCAAAAUGGUAAAAUCCAUUAUAGUGUGAAAUUUAGUUCAACUAUUUGUUUCAUGUUAUUACUUUACCCAUAAAACGUUUUGAGUGUUAGCAUGCAUCUCUAUUUUCCUGAACUUGGAGAGAUCCUUCUCUUUUUGCUAGAAAAUGCAAUAAGGAAAACAAAAAAGGCUGUGUUAAGUAGAUAGGCUUCAGUGCCACGGUGACAGCUUCUGCUAGUAGAUCAAGCUUUUGUCUGCUCCAAAAACUUAAUUAGAAACACAUUUCUCACUGUGUAGGACUGAAGGGAAGGAGAUGGAGAAGGCAGAAGACAAAUAGAAGUGGGGUAGCCCUAAAGCAGGAAGCAGGUAGCCCUAAAAUGAAGUGGUGGGGAAGCAGGGGCCAAAGGAUGGGAGCCUGUGCCAAGACCACCAGGGGUUGGCAGGAAGAGCAAAGGGGAAGGUCCCCAGUACCUAGGGGAAAGGGGAAAGGAGACUGCAAGAUGGCAUAAGAGAGGAGAGAGGACUGCAGGAAGCAAGGUUCACAGGUUGAAGAUGGAGUGGAAAAAGCCACAGUUGAAAAAGAAAGAAGUACAGAAGAGCAGAUUGUUAAACAAAUAUUUUAAAUUGAAAAAGUAUGUUAACUGAGGAUUUCCUUAACAGGCAAAGACAUAUAAGAAGGAUGCGGAGGAAAAAUACGUGGCAGUAGAAGUCAAGUUUUGAGCCCUAUGCGGUUCACCCCAGCCAGGGUUUAAAGGGGGAAAAGUCUGGAGGGGAAAGUAGUAGGCAGUUCCAGGGCUGGCAGAUUCAAACCCCAUCCCCCAUCCAACCCCAACACAUUCCUUUCCCCCUCCUAGUGCUCUCAGAGGACUGAUAUAGAAAGAGGGACAGCCAGUGCAACAAAGGGUGGAUUUCCUGCUCCAGCUGCAGGUCUACAAAUCUUAUGUCUCCUGACACCGCCUUUCCAGGUACAAUAGGAUUGCACCCUUAUAUUGUAGACAUUUUGUGUUUCUCCCCCAGCACUGAUAAACAGAAAUGGUGUGAAGUAUGUAGAAAACUUGUGGAGCUGUAUCAGCGAGAGAGAAAAUACCUUCAGGUUAGUCACUGUCAUGUUCGUUGUAACUUAUUGUUAUCAAUGUUAGUAAUCAAUGUUUGUUUUGCCAAAAAAAACCACCAAAUUUUCCUUUGCAGAAAUAUUUACUAGCUUUAUGACUUCACCAGUCUUGGCUGUGCUUGCACCCUGUUGCUUUCAGAUGAAAUACCUUUUUUUUGUCCAUUACAUUGCCUCAGAGUCAACUUCUGUUUCCACAAGCCUGCAGGAGGACUUUAAUUACUUUUUUCUUCUCUCUCUCCCAUUUUUAAAUAAUGGAAUAGCAAUAUUUUGCGCUCUCUCUCUCUCUUUUUAAAAAAGAACAACCAUGAGAGGAAGCCGGUGACUAAAGCGUCCCUUUUUGUGAAAUCAAACACUUCAUUGCCCCAAAUCUAAAGUUUGUUUGAGGGGCAGCUAGUAGGCUAAUUCAUCACUUUUCCACCACCCACUAUAAAAUGAAAGCAAGGUGCAGUCAAAUAUUCUUAUGCCUAUGUUUAAAUGGGAAAAGGAAGUGAGGAGCCCAUAAAAGCCCCAAUAGUGCUUUGCUGUUCAUAAUAGGCAAGGCUGCUGCUGCGAUUGCAUUUUAUUACCAUCAGUCAAUCAGUCAAUCAAUCAAUCAAUCAAUCAAGCACACGAUGUGGAAAACAUUAGUGUGGAAGCAACCUGUAUCAAGGUAUUUGAAAUGUCAUGAGAGAUACUGCCCACACCAUACCACUAAAAGAAUCUGUAUAGCUGUGUGACUUGGUAGGCAGCAGUAAGCAAGAAGACUGCAAAAUCAUCUCAUAACACUGACACUUUAUUGCUUCUGACUUCUCAUUUACGUUAAAAGGCAUACGCCUUGAUCUCUGGAACUGGGAAAUGUCUUCCAGUGCUCCAGUAUUCAAAGGCGAUAAAUGUCUCAGAUUUGAGAAGAUAUUGAGGCUUGACUGGUUUUCUUUUGACAGGUGGCUCGGACGUGGCAGAAGCUAAUAAAAAUACGACAGGAAGAAGGUGCAGAAAAAGCUGAGCUUCAUCAGUUAUGGAAGAGGUUGGUCCAGUUACUGGAAGAAGGCACACAUCUCCAGGAUAAUGAGACACAGCAAUUGGUAAGGGUUCGUCCCCUGAUUUGGCUAUAUUUAUUGUUUUUCAAACAAUAAAUCUAUAUAAAAUUCAGCAUAACAAUUGUAGCUGAUUCUUAGAACAGCUUGGAAGAAAUAAUUCCGAAUUUCCAUCUUACAGAUGGGAAGUGAUACAGUGAUUUUCUGAGGACUGCCUGCUUGAGGCUAUGACUAAAUGGCAUAUGCUCAGCUCUUGGUUUAUACAAACUGGAGGCUGUAAAUCACAAAACCUAUUAGGGUAGAAAUAAUAUUUGGCAGUGCGAAAGUAUAAGCAGUAGUCCUGCUUAUAACACAUAACUACACUAGGGCAUUGGGGUAAUUGUUUUCAAUCCCUGCUUCAUGUGCUUUGGCUUACUUGCUCAAGCUGAAUUAUUUCACUAAAUUGGUCCUUCCUGCAUCUUCCCCUUAACGUGGUACAUUAUUUGCUUCUGUUCUGUUCUUGAAUCAAACUAUCUAGAUGAAGCGGUUUGUAUAGAGUCAUAGUUCUGAAAAAAACCCGCCAUUCUGUAAAUCGACAGACAAUCUUGCUGUGGAUAGUGCCAAUUGACCAAUGCUUGUGAUGUCAUGGAGACUUUCUAGCUUACACCCCAAGAGCAAUUUUACAAUUGUUUUUAAAAUCUUGAAAAUAUGUAUGACGCGUAGGAUGAACAUAGAGAGAACAAACGUUUCUAUCCCGUUUCUCCCACUAAUCUUGAAUGUCACCAGCUCCACCUUGUGGUUGAAGGCAGGAAAUGUUUUGGCUACCUUCACCCAAAGUCAAACAGGAUCACAGAUCCUUUCUAUUUGCCUGUCCGUCUUUUAUUCAUUCUGGUGAUUAAAAUGAACUUCAGGCAUGCUCCUGGCACUGGAAAUUGUAGUAUGGGAAAAUAAGCCAUGCUGCAUGUUGGACAGAAAAAGGCAAAAUAGCAAUUUUGGUAGCAAUAUACAGUAUUCACAAUUUUACCAUAUUAGUUUGGCAAUCUUAGGACCAAACCAUUGCGCCUACUGUGUGUAACUGUAUGAACUGUGUGACAGUUGUUGAUUUUUAUUUUUAAAAAAAGCAAAAUAAAAGUUGAGAUCAGAGCACCAGUGUGAGCAGACUGUCUUGAAGGGAAGAGGGAAUGCCCAGCUCUUAUGAUGCUAGCUAUUUAUUCACUCUGUGUUACCAUUCAUGGAUGUGGAGAAAAGAUGAAGUCUUAUCUAUUUCCCCCUCCCACUGUGGGUGGGAAAGCACUUUGUGGAAGGUGUGGAUCAAUGUUGACAAAUGGCUAACAAGUUCCUCCCUCUGAGCCCCAAUGGAUACUCUUCGUUAAAAAAAUCACCAGAAAGAACCACACAAUUAUGUGUAAUGAUAGCUUGGCUCUGAUUUUGUGUAGAAAAGUAUUUGCUGGCACAGUAGGAGAACUGAAUCUUUUCAAACUUUAGGUGCAUUAAUUAUCCAGAGAUCACACCAUCACUUGUUAAAAGCUUGCUGCAUUUUGGGCUUUGUUGUUCCAUAUUGCAGUGUCUAUACUAUUUGUUUUUCAGCUCCUCAAUGCAUUUGAAGAGGCUGUGAAUUCCUCAGACCCAAUUCCAAGUGAAGAGCAUCAAAAGACUUAUAGAGAGUUCAUUCAUUGUUUGUCAAAAGUAAGAAUUAUUUAUUUUGCUGUAAGGUAAAACAUCCUACUUUGAAAUUGACAGCUAUCUACAGACAACUGCCUACAUUGCUAAUUGCUUCUCUCCUCCUGAAAUAAGUUUCCUCAUGAGGAUUUCAGACUGAAGAAGGCCUGUGAAGAUAUGAUGAUUUUGUAUCCUGCUGCGAGUUAUCCUCUGGAAGUUCUUUGCUUGCGAUUCAUUCAAUCAGGUAGUUUUUGGUUUAUUUAUUUUCUUUUUUUCUUUACUACAGUACUUUAUUUUAUUUGACCACUGUAUCUGCUGCCUUUCUGUACUUUUUUCAUACAUCUGAGUUGCUCUGAGAUUAUCUGGGAGAUUUGAGUUUGUCACAGAAGAGGUUCUAAAAGGGAGGGGGAGCUAAAAUAAAAAACUUAAAUUUGUUGGUGGAAUUCAGCGACUCAUUAAGACAAAUGUUGCAUCUGCCCCUCCCCGUCUCUUGCACUUUGUUUACCUGCUUUCUGUAUGCUGUUCCAAGAGCUUUAGCUGAAGAACAGCUAAUAAGUAUUUUAAAUAAAUGAAAACAAUUCUGGUGGGCAUAGAAAUAAAGCUGCCUUAGUGGUCUUGAAAUAAUCUCCUUUUCCUGUAUUGCUCUGAUUACCGUUAAUGGCAGCAUUCUUGACCUCGAAAGCUUUCAAAUCCUUUGGCCUCUAUGUGUGUGCCAUAUAUGCUAUUGCUUCCUUUCUUUUCCAUUAUGUACCAUUGCGUGUCCCAAGACUGGUUGAAAGUGCGGUACUGAAAGCUGGUUUUUAUUUAUAUCCAGAUUUACAUUCUGCCCCAUUCUUAAAGCUCUGGGCAAGUAACAAUUUAACAAGCAAUGUAGCAAACAUAGAACAAAAGGCUUGCCUAAGCCUUAUCAAAACAGUAAGAACUGCUAAGGUAAGCAUUUUAAAGUUAAAACAGCUUGCUUUUACUAUCAGUGGCCACUAGCCAUGAUGGCUAUGCUCAGCCAUUGCAGUUGGAGGCUGCAAUGCUUCUGAAUGCCACAAGGCAUUCAGUAUUUGUUUUGGACAACUCAGAAAAUAGUAUGUGACGCCAGAAAAAUAAUAUAGCGAAAACACUAGAGAGAGUUUCGUUUUCUUCUCACCUUCUAAACUGUGGCCAAAUGGAAAUUCCUCCAUGUAUUCUAGGCAGUUUCACUGAUGAGGCCCUGAAUUGUUGUCGGAAACUGUUGGAUAUUGACCCAAGAAGUGGCCCAGCUCUUAUUGGAUUAGGGAUUCAAUCUCUCCAAGAAAAAAAGUAUGAUGAAGGUGAAAAAAAGCUAACAGAAGGUGAGCGAUAUGGGAAGAGAACAAUGGGUGUGUACAUAAUGUAUAUUAUAGGAAUAAUAUGAUUGAAUUGGAGUGAAAUGCUAUCCUUGUUUUUUAGAGAGGCAUUAUUGAGUCUGGCCAAACUAUCUUUUUUUCUCCCAGUUUGGGCUCCGAUAUAUUCUUAUAUGCAAUCAGUUUUCAGCAUUUAUGCUGUCUUUAGGACUCUACACUAGAAUGUAAAUUAUCCUUAGACACUUUUUGAGGGAAGGAGGAGUUCAAAGUUAGUUCUGAGUGACAAUUUAUGUCCAAUCUAUAUGAAAUUGUAUAUUGUUGUAGGUUUGAGGUUGUUCAAAUAUAUCAGAUACUAAGAUCGAAUAUACAUAAGGCAAAACAUAAUAGUUGAACAGGUUACUUCUGGGGUGGGGCUAUGGUUAUUGUCUGGUAUUCAUGAAUUGAAAAGUUAAAUAGCAUUAAAAUUCGAGUAAUUGCAAGUGCCAUCUGAACUCAUGUGUUUAAAUCAUGUUAAACAUGCAAAAUCUUUCCUGCCAGGUUUGCAGCAGACUAGCCAGUGUCCGGAAGCAUGGUGUUACUUAGGAAAGGCACAAGUGAAAAUGCAUAAAUACAAAGAAGCUGUUCUUUCUUGCAAUCAAGGUAAUUGCAGAGCUAAAAUACAACUUCUUUAGAAAAAAGGUAGUUCAACUUUUGAUAAAAUAUCCCAAAGGCAGGCAACAACAAUAUAAUAGUAAAAAGUGAAUAAAGCAAUCAAAUAACUAUAGAGGCAGUAGAACAGCAAUUUCAAGCAGUAGUGGUAAGCUGGAAUUGCAGCACUCCACUAACAUGCUCAGCAGUCAAAGGCUAAUCUAAUAAAGGUUUUCAAGGUCUGUUUAAAAAGAAUGGGCUCUUGCAUCUGGUGGAUUUCUUGUGGAAGAUUGGUUCCACAAUCUUGAUACUAAUAACAGAAAAAAAGCCUUCUCUGCCACUGUAAUUUUAUUGUAGCAGGCAGAUGCAAUAAAUUGGUACUACACCUCAGUGUUUAGUAUAUUUAAUAUUUUUUCGUCAACGUUAUUUCAGAUUUCUAUGAUCCCAGAUAUAGUAACACACUAACUGGGCAUGCUGUAUUGCUGGUUUUGUAUUGUAAUUCACCCUGGGAUCAUUUCAAUGAAAGGUGGGCUUAUAAAUUGAGGGGGGUGGAACACAUGUUUUAUAUAGUGCUAAUAAAAUAUAGGUUACAAACUGGUAGAUCUUAAUAGCCUUUUCUUGAAAUUGCUUCAUAGGAUACAGAUAAUAUGUUGAGAUGUCAACCACUUCUCAAGCUAGUGGUUUAUUUUACAAUCCAUAAUUGAUGGGUGGUGUAUCGAAAGAGCAAUGUUAAACUGUACGGGCAAAUACAAUGUCUUUUAAAACAAGUUUAAGUCAAACAUAGAAUUAGAAUUCUUUCUUUGGCAGCUUUAAAGAUAUUGGGACAACUUAAUGAAUCCAGUUCCAGUCAGCAGCAGAGAAACCUUGCUCAUCGCUUCAAAGCCAUGGCCUUGAUUAAAAUCCCAGGUGUUGACUCUGCAAAAGAAGCUAUAAGUUCCCUUGAACAGGUAUGUGAAUAGCUUCUCCCUCCCCUCUUUAAACAACUUUGGUAAAUGAAAUCUGCCUUAGGCUUUCCAGUUUAAGAUGCUGAGGGGUCCUUUGUGCCUUUAUAAUUGUAAGGAAGGAGAAUUUCAUUGAGUCUAGGUCUCCCCUUCAUAGUGUUGCGGUGAUUGGGGAAAGCUGGUCUCUUUACUGAAUACUCUGAAACUAUUGUCUGUUUCUGGGCGGACAGACAGAGGAAUCAUUGUGUUCACAGAGUGGCAAUAUUAUUCUACUAUUUAGACUUCAAUAAGGUUUGGUUUAAUAAGUAUUUCUCUCACAAGGUAGCUUCAGUUUUCUGAAGACUGACAUUUCAAACAUGCGUUUGGUUCCUAGGUUUUGGAUAGAAACAAUGAUCCCAAGCUUAUAGCUCUUAAAGGAGAGGCUUGCCUCAAUAAAGGGCUUGUUGAUGAAGCUUUGAAGGUUAGUAUGUCCCGUUUCCCCCCAUAAUACAGCCUGUUGUUAAAAAUAUGACAUUGCUCCAUAUGAAACUGUAGAAUAUAACACUUUUUAUACUAUAGAUUGCACAGGAGCUUAAACAGACCCACCCAGACUUAGCGGAAGCUGACUACCUUGAAGGCUUGAUUCAUUAUCAGCAAAAGAACUAUCAUCAGGCAGAAGCAAGGUAAACCAUGCUCAUUUGGGGGAGAAAAUUUGAAAUAAACAAAUAUAUAUAAAUAAAUAUUCUUUUUUUAGUUUCCAGAGAGCUAUUGAAAAAGAAGCUGAAAUAGCCGACUUCCAUUUCUGCCUGGGACUCACUUAUUGGUUUAUGAGUGAAGAGACAAGAAAAAAUAAAUCCAAAGCUCUUACUCAGUUUCUGAAGGUAAACCAUGAGGACGGAAAUGGGUUACAGCUGAACAUAUUUCAUAAUGAUUUUUCCUCUUCCAAACAGUGGUCAGCAUCUUGAUUACUAGCCUGUGGGAAAAUCAAGGGCAGAGUGAAGGAACCAAGGAGCCAAAUCUUUCUCCUUAUGUGUUCCUCCCAGUUCUGGAAUGUUCCAGAUGAACACACAGUGGUUAUCAUGAGAAGGAAAGGGAAUUGUGAGAAAUGCAACCUAUGUGUUUCAGGUUGUUCCUGCCACACCUAUUAAAAGCUAGUGGUGCGGAAGUUAGCUGCUUCAAAAUGGUUCCUGUAAGCCCCCUUGAGGUGAUAAAUGAAGGGAACGAAUACGAAUCUCCAUGCUGCUUAUUAAGCCUCAGAAAAUUUUGUUGACAUUGUGCCAGUGGUAUGCCUACCACGUUAUAAAACAACAUCAAAAAGAGGCCUCUGCCCCAAGGAGCUUACCAUUUACCGUAUUGGCCUGAAUAUAAGCCUCACCUUUUCCCCAAAUUCCAACCGUGAAAAGUUAAAGUGCGUUUUAUAUUUGCGACCUUGCUUUAUGCAGCCAGGAGCGUGGGGCAAACGGUGCCAGGAGUGUGGUGAAGUGGUGCCCGCCCUGUGCAUAGUCCCCCAUCCUCUCCCCCAAGGCCGGGAAGGGAGAGAGAGUGAGGAAGGGGAAAGGCCACUAGCAACACAGCGAGGCUCCCCCACCCCCCAGUAUGCAGUCAGGAGCAGCGAGGAAGGGAGUGGCUUAUUUUCUGGUAUUUUUUCUUUUUUUCUUUUCCCUCCUCCAAUUUUAAAGGUAUAUUCAAGUGUGGCUUAUAUUUGGGCCCAGUGCUUUUUUUCCUGUGGGUAUGUGGGGGUACGCACACCUCUAAACAUUUUGUGAAUCUAAGCUUGGCCUCAUUGAGGGGCAGUAUUUCAAUAUGAAUAGGAAAAGGAGAGUACCCCUAAACAUUUUUUUAGAAAAAAAAGCACUGUUCGGGCCAAUACGGUAAAUAUUGUGAUGCGGACAAGAGAACCAAAAGUAGCAAAAGGGGGGGGGAUAUAUAUAUAGAGAGAGAGAGAGAGUUAUACUAUAUUAUAAAAUGUAGUAUAUGUUUUGGAUUAAUAAUGAGGACAGUGUUAAGUUAAUGGCUCCACAGAAAACACAGAUUCUUAGUGAUUUUAAGAGAUUGAAAUUUCAUUCUUUCCUUGCUUUUCUUCCUUCCUUCCCUUCAUUAAUGUAUUUUAUUUAAAAGAUUAUGAGCUUGCCACUCCAAGGGAGCCUCCAACUUUAGAAACAUUAACAACAAUAAUAAAACAUAUCAGUAAAACAGUGGUGUACAAAGCUAGUAGGUUAGUAAAAAAACACACCAACUCAUUAAAUCACAGCAGCAUAACAAAACCUAAACGCUCAACCACAUUUUUAAAAGGUCUGGUAAAUAAAAAAAAAGACUUCAUCUGCAGCUGAAGGUUGAUAGAAGGGAGGAGGACAUUGCAGGUCUGGAAUCUACAACGGAGAUAGCCCUUUUCCCAUUCACCACCCAUCUUGCUCUUGAUAGUGGGGGCACCCAGAGAAAGGUGCCAAAUAUUAUUUUAAAGUGUGGACAGGAUAUUAUGAGAGAAGGUGCUCUUUUGGUGUCCUUUUUGUAAUUUUUUGUUUCCUCAGCUGAAAAGCCUCGUGCCUGCGUAUGAAAACGAUGGAUUGAAAUGUACUGUGUUGUUAUUUUUCUUCACAGGCAGCAAAACUGGGCAAUUACCUGGGAAGUGCUUUCCACUACUUAGGUCAAUACUACAGGGAUAUAGCUGGAGAUAAAAACAGAGCACUUGGCUGCUAUAAAAAGGCUUUUGAAAAAGAUAAAACGGAUGGAGAAGCUGGAGCAGCGGUAGUGGACUUAAGCACCGAGCUUGGAGACUUGGUACUGUAUUAAGUUGGAGCAUUUUAAUGAUCAGAAUACCUGUAAAAUGCGAACAUUUCAUAAACAUUUUCUCUUCUUGAAUGUUUUAUCAUCUAUCACUGAUGUUGCAGAGGGUCACUUUACCUUAUUUUGCAUACAUUCUUGCUCUAAUUAAAUUGUCACUGUUUGAAUGUCUUCCAUUUCCUUCUGACCUCACUGCUUACAGUCCCUACAUGUGAAUAAAUACCUACAGCUGAGAAUUACACUUUAUGCAGCUGAAGCUUAUCUUUAAGAUGCCUCAACUCAACACCGUAGCAAAAAGAACAAACACUGCUACCCAUCUGGAUAUAGUUCAAAAAGCUUCUGUGUGUUUGCUUGAUUCUGUUACAGUAGUAGGAAUGCUGAGAAACUGCUUCAGAGACUCAUACUUAAGCUGAAAUGUGCUUACACUUUUGUCUGUUCUUUGUAAUUGCAUAUGCACACAUAAUAAACUAUUCAUAACCUUAUAUUUGUACAUUAGCAAACUGCCCUUGCCAUCUUGACGGAGGUAACAGAACGAGCAAGUGCUGGGAGAGCAAAAUGGGCCUGGCUUCGUCGUGGACUUCACUACUUAAGAGCCGGUCAACAUUCACAAGCAGUGGCAGAGUAAGAGAAUAAUUGCAUUUCAAUGUCUUCUGCAAAAGGCAAUAUAAACAGAUGGUCUGAUAAUGCACAUAUACAUUUUUUAAAAAAAACAGCAAAUCCUCUAUGAAUUUGACUGCUUGCUGCUGAUUUUCAGUAACAGUUACAAACAACCUGCCUUUUAUUCUGUCUAUGCAAAACAUUUGAGGUGCAAUACUGCACUUUUUAGUUAUAAAAGGCUCACACUGGACUGUAUGAACACCCCUAACCUCUCCCUAAGCAGUGCCUCUGUGCAUGGGAUGCUGCUGCUAAUCCAAGUAUGUUGCAGCUUGACAGGGUCAUUCAGUAGCAGCUUCCUGCAUCUUACCAACAGCAUCUUAUUGCGAGCUCAUUGCCAGCCACAGCCUCAACCUGCAGCAACAGCAGCAUGAACUCAGGAACCUUGAGGAUGGAAGGAUAACAUGCAAAAAAUAAAAAAUAAAAUAAAUCCUCUGGUAUAAUUGAAUGGCCUCUGCAAAUUGUGACAACUUUGGAGGCUGAAGGUGGGGUAGGGUUGUCAUGGAGCUCCUAUGCAGCCUUGCUAUACUCUGUGAACGCAGAGCGCAGGAUUCUACCUUUGUACAGAAAUUGGACAUGGCCAUCCAAACUUGGUUUUUCAAAAGCGUAAGUUACUUAGAGACUUUUUAGGUAACAAGUGACUAUUAUAUGUAAUAAUGAUGAUGAAGAACCUGGCAGCUUCCAUAGCAUUCUUGCAUGAGUCCCAGUGAACUGAAUGCACUGCUUUUGUGAAGACUGGUGGUUUCCCCUAAAAUUAACCAUUGGUACAUCUUAAAAACUAAAAACAAAACUAGUGUAAAUUCUGUUUCAAAUUGGUAGCCCCCAAUAGUAGCCUGUUUUGUUUUACUUGGGGCUGUGAUGGAGGAUUUAACAAAAGCAGCCCGAACACUUCUGAAUAUAAACUACUAUUCCAAUGUGCCCAGUUUGCAGGCAGCUCUGCGAGCAGAUCCAAAGGAUCCCCACUGCUGGGAAUCUCUAGGCGAGGCCUAUCUGAGCAGAGGCGGCUACACAACUGCGCUGAAGUCUUUCAGGAAGGCCAGAGAACUGAACCCCAAGUCUAUAUAUAGCAUCUAUAAGGCGGCAGCAAUUGAACAGAUUCUAGGAAAAUAUAAAGAUGCUAUUGCAGAAUAUCAGCACAUCUUGACGAAAUCAAAGGACUAUGUCCCUGCGCUGAAAGGUAUUCAUGUUUUUUUUUUUUGUUGGGUACAAAGAUAUACACUAUAUAUUCACUACGCCUACAGAGUUAGGUUGGUGGGGAACCACUGACCCUCCAGAUAUUGUUGGACUACAGUUCCCAUAAUUCCUGACUGUUCCCCAUGCUGGCUGGAGCUGAUGGGAACUGGAGUUCAACAAUACCUGGGAGGGUCACAAGCGGCCCAGCACAGGUAUAGGUGAUUGGAAGUCAGUAUAGCUAAUUUAGAAGUGAGAGAAAGUGGUAGUCUGUUAUUGAGACAUGAGGAAAGAGUGUUUUGUAGAAAUCUGCCUAUUUUGGAGCUAUGCAUUGUUAACCUCUGACAUACCUUAAAUAUGUGGGAGAUUAACAAAUAGCUAGCAGAAGUACUUUCUUCUAUGUAUUCUAACAAAAAUCAAGAGAAGAAUUCAUUCACUUGCUUAAUUCUUCCAUCAUUCUACAUCUUGAAUAAGGAAGGAGGUAAAGAUAUCUCUCACCCCUUGGUUCCUUGUAUUCACUUAUUUGGAAAUAACUUGCAUGUAUAUGUGAUACUAAUAUCCUCAUCAUUCUUAUCUUAUUGUUGUAUUUCUGGUAAUGUGCAUCUAGGGAUUUUAAAAUUAUGCUAAAUAUGCAUAGUGUCCAUCAAAUGGUUUUCUAGCAUCGGCCAUUGUAUGAGACCUAGGAGCUUAGUUCAUCCUUCUUGCAGUUUUACCGCACAUUAACAGGGUAUUAGUUCUAUUCAGGUCUGGGAGAGUGUUAUCUCAUGAUGGCCAAGACUGCCCUUGCUGAUUACCUGGAUGGGAAAGCCCUGGACUUCAUAGAACAAUCUCUUGGCUUUUUAGCAAGGUUAGUGUUCAUAUAUUAAUCUCCAUUAGCAGCUUAAGGGUUGUCUUAUUUCAACAAACAUCAAUUUUAAACGGUAAAGUAGUAGCAAACACACAAACGAGAGCUGAAUCUUAUAAAUUAUAAAGGCCACUAUAUCUGGGCAUGGCCAAACUUGGCCCUCCAGCUGUUUUGGGACUACAAUUCCCAUCAACCCUAACCACUGGUCCUGUUAGCUAGGGAUGAUGGGAGUUGUAGUCCCAAAACAGUUGGAGGGCCAAGUUUGGCCAUGUCUGAAUAUACAAACCAUUUCCUAUUUGUUUCAGCAUUGGAGGUAAAAUGCAUCCUCAUGCCUGUUUUGAAAGAAGUUCCCAGCAUUGAUGCGGAAUGAUGAAGCCCAUGUGUUCAUUGGAACUUCCAUAAAUUUUGGGAUCAGAAAGAUGGGCAGAAAUCCAGAAAGAGUUGAUUGCACCUCAUUCUCUAACUCUGUAACUGGAUGUUAAGAAUUAAUUGUAGAGUGCGUUGAGGCAUAUAGAAGAAAUCCAGCACCAUUGGUUUUUCUUCACAAGUUGAUACUUGGGGUGUUUAUAGGCGUGUAAGGAGAAUGCUUUUUAGUCAGCUGAGAAGAUUUUAGCUUUAUCUUUUGUAAAAGGUAGCAGGUAAAUUAGAUGGACUCCACUUUUCUGAUGUUUCUUCCCCCUUUCAGAGCAGCAAAGCAUCGUCCUGAAGUAUCCUGCCUUUGGAAACUGCUUGGAGAUGCCUGUAGCAGUGUUUCUGUCAUUUCGCCAUCCAAAGUGAAUGUGAAAGUUUUAGGAUUCCUUAUUGGUCAGAACACAGACAAAUGUGUGCUAAAGAAAAGUGACCUGCUCAGUCUGGGAGGAAGGUAAUGUAUAGUGUGUGUUAUAAAAUAUUCUACGGCCUAUAUGUCUGGAUGCCUUCACCUGAACUGCUUUGCUAGCACAGACCAGAGAACUAUAAUGUCAGAACUGAGGAGGAGAAAUUAAUAGACUGCUGUUUUGAAACUAACCCCCCCCCCUUCUCCUGGAAGUGCUUAAUAUUGCUUUCCCGUGCUUUGAGGAAAUUUCAGUGACUUUGGGCGGCAGCCAUUGCUCUGAUCCCCACCAUACUUCAGACAUAUUUUCACAUCUAGCAAUCAGUAUACCUUACAUCAAAAAAAGGGGCAAAGACCUCCAUGUUUAACAGGUAUGAGAGCAAAGGGUAAAAAGACUGAAUGCGGACAUACAGAUGUGAGCCAGCAGCCUGCAUAGCUACUGUGUGGAACCCCCAAAUGUUAGAUUAUGCAUGCCUUGGGUAAACAGGGAGAGGAGCAGGUCCCAAGAGAUGAAGAGAGGGAAAUAACUUAGGUCUUGGUUCUGGCACUCCACCUGCUCAGCUGCAGCCCAGGCAACAUAUUUUGGCUCUUUUAAUGCUUGCCUUUAGAAUGUGUGGCUUUACAAUUCUUCAGUACAAAAUUUACCCCCAAAUUAAUGCCAUGUGGGCCAAGGUGUAUUCAGAUUUCUCUCUAACUGUCACUACAUUGAACAGCAUUGCUGUCAAGUAUGAAGCUUGUGUAAUGUUCCUUUCUCUCUUUCCUUAAAGGCAUUUAUUUUCAGGAAGACAGGAUAGAAACACAAUAAACUUUGAUAGCAUCGCUGAAUUAUAAUUUUUUUGUUUUUUUACUUUCUUUCCCAUCUGUUUUGCUGAUAUAAAUCACUCUCUUAAUUUUGUUAUUUAUAUUUCUGUAGGUGUUAUGGUAGAGGAUUAAAACUGAUGUCUUCCCCAAAUACGUGGUGUGAUCUUGGGAUAAACUACUAUCAUCAAGCACAGCACCUUACAGAAAUGGGCAGUAACAAGAAUGAGAUUAGUGAGCUGCUAGAGAAAUCUGUACAGGUAAUUUUUUAAAACCUUCCUGUGUUCUUUAAUACAGUUUACACUAAUGGACCUGUUACUGUUAGGAGUAUUUCUAAGCUAUGGCUAUUAAAAAACAAAAACAAACCCUGUUGGGAUAACACGCAAAACAUUCAACAUAUUGAAUUACAGCUCUGCACUCUCAAUCUCUUCCAGUGUCUUAAAAAAUCUGUAAGGCUAGACAGUAACAACCAUCUAUACUGGAAUGCUCUGGGCGUGGUGGCCUGUUGCAAAGGUACAUUUCAAAGUAAAACUUCUAAAAUAUAGUCCUUCUCUUAAUUGCUCAGAGUUCUGUUGAAUAUAGCAGAGGAUGUUAUAAUUCGAUCUGUCUUUCAGGUGUUGGAAACUAUGUCCUUGCACAACAUGCAUUCAUCAAAUCUAUUCAAGCUGAACAAAUUGUAAGUGUUCUACACAAGUGUAUCUGUUCCAAAGGAGAUUCAGUGAUGUUAAAUUUAAUUUUUGUAACCUUUGUUUUGUCUAGAAUGUUGUUGCCUGGACCAAUUUGGGAGUCUUGUACUUAACAACUGGAAACAUAGAGGUAAAUAACUAUGAGUGCACAUGCUACCUGCUCCAAAGACAGAGUCAUAAAUGGAAGGACUUAAGGAUGUGCCAACUGUUAAAAAAAUAGUUUCUAUCUUCCUGUUUUAGUAUGCUUAUCAGACCAUUUAAACACCAAAAUGUCAUUGUCAGUGUCAACCAAGGUAUAUUUAUUGGGAUGAAGAACAUAGCCAUUGAACAUGCCUUGCCAGCAUUAUUGAUAGCUUGUCUGUCUCUCAAAGAUGUCACAAAAGCCUUUCAGAGACUGUGGCAACAAAAACCUUAAAAACUUUAACACACUCUUUUAAAUUGUAUUUAUUUUAUUUAUUGAAUUUGUUAGUUGCUUUAUCUUGCCCAGGGCAACCCAAACCAACUUACAAACAAACAAAUAAAACUACAUAUAAAUACAUUAAAACCAAAAAGAAAAAGAGAAACAUUAAAAAAAUUCUCACUGAUAGGUAAUGAAGCUGCCAGGCGAGCCUCAUUGGGGAGAGCAUUCCAUGAACAGGGAACCACCACAGAAAAGGCCUGUUCUCGUGUUGCCACCCACCAGACCUCUUGUAGAGGGAAAAGUACAGGGAGUUGAAGGAUGCAUUAUAUUGAAAGAUGAACCAAAAUAGGAAGAGGAGUAAAUUGUGGUAUCAAAAAGGGUGGUUAUGUGAAGGGAGGAGAAGAGCUAACAGACCAGGACUACACUUGAUAAGAAACAGAGAAAUAAACUGUGAAGGUAAAAAGUCAGGCCUUGCUUGCCUUUAGUUCCUAAGAUAGUUCAUGCUUCCCUCUCAAUUUCCUAAGUUUUCAGAGUUAUAAAUUAGGCAAGCUAACUUUUGUUAAUUGCUGCUGUUUUGCACAGAAAACUAGAAUCUCUUCUUGGGAGAACUGAUGCUAGUUUCUGGCCUCCAUUUGAGACCUCUGUGUAAUAUUUCCCGGGGGGGGGGAUAUUGUCUUAUUUGAGGGCCAAUUUCCUGCUUACUAGAGAUACUGGCAUAGCUCACUGUAUCCAGGCUCAUAUGCAAGCUUUUUUAUUAGUUCAUGGGGGGGGGGGGUGUUAGAAAACGACAGUGAUCAGUGAUAUUUUAAAAAUAUUUACAAUAUUCAGCUUGCCAUAGAUUAUAGCAUUACCUUACAUCAUUUGUAAGUCAAACAUGAGAGGAAGGGAUAAUUUCACUUGUAUUUUGUAACAAUACUUAGUGACAUUCUUAGCCAUUGUCAGGCUAAUUUAACACUUCUCUAUCAAUUUUAUAUAUUCUUCCAGCAAGCACAUGAAGCCUUCAAAGUAGCUCAAUCCUUAGAACCCUCCUAUCUAACGUGUUGGAUUGGGCAGGUAAGAUGUUAAGCAACUUCUUUCAGCCUUGCAUAUAUAUAUAUGCCAGCUGUGUUCUGAUUGGCAUUAUGAUUACAUUGAAACUGAAUCUGAUCGACUCCUGCAAGUUAAGUUACUGCAGAUGAGUGCUGGCUUACCAUAAAACCUGGCUUUCUAAAAAGACUUCCUCACUAUUCCCUUUCUUUUUCAUUCAAAUUCUAGUUUGUUGUAUUCUCCUACUUUUCUUGUUGUCACCUAUUCUUUUAUAGUGAAACUGACAAAAAUGCAUUUUGUGGCAUUUCCACACUGUGCCAAGAUAUUGCUGUGCCUCUGGUGGUUGUUCGGAGACUGUAGCAGCACCGUUGAGAACACAGUUGAGCUUGAAGUACGGACCCUGAAAUACAGGCUCCAGCACCAUCAGUUUGCAUUAGCUUGAUGGUAUAAAGAUGGGUGUGCACCACUGCAGCUAAAAUGGCCUCCUAUACCCAGGCAACCAGGGCAGAGGACAUUUCAUCUGUGCAAGGAAUUUAAUCACCCAUGCAUCAAAAUCCUAGGUCAGGCAUCCACAAACUCGGCCCUCCAGAUGUUUUGGGACUACAAUUCCCAUCAUCCCUGAUCACUGGUUCUGUUAGCUAGGGAUGAUGGGAGUUGUAGUCCCAAAAUAUCUGGAGGGCCAAGUUUGGGGGUGCUUGUCCUAGGUGCUCAGAGUACUAGCCUACAGGAUUGGGAGUGUUACUCCUGAGGACCUAACUAGAACUGGCUGCACUGAAUUUUAGUUCUAUCAUAGAUGAAUUUAGCAACUGAUGGUGACAACCUGUAGAGAGGAAAAAUAUAGGAAUAAGCUAUAAAGAGGAACAAAGCUGGUGCAUGUUAUGUCAAAUCAAUGAGCUAUUUUCCCCUUUGCUUUCCCCCUCAGGCGCUCAUUGCAGAAACUGUAGGCAGCUAUGAAACGAUGGACCUCUUCAGGCAUACCACUGAACUCCGCAUGCAUGUAAGCACUUGACCCUGUUUCAGGUUGCAGACCAUUAAACAGGAAGCUGAGGGACUGUCCCAAGGCAGCCACUAGAAUUUCCCGUGUUCCUGGUGCACUUUGUUCAGGUGUAUUAUACAGAUCUUCUGGAACAUGGUGGCUGAGUUUGUUUCAGAGUGCUGUACAUGGAAUAUGUUUGGGGCUUUAGCCAAAUGAAUGAAAUGACUGGCAUUUGGCUCGAACAGUAUUGAUCCAGGUGCUUUGUAUACAUUUCAGAGGAGUAUAAGCUUAAAACCAGGAGUAAAAGAUUUAAGGCUUCCUAGUUGUGCAGUUAUUAACUCCGCUUGUGUUUUCUGUUCAAUCAGACUGAAGGCGCAAAAGGUUAUGCCCACUGGGUGUGCUCAACCCUGCAAGAUAAAACCAACCGAAACACUGAAUUGUAUAAGUACAAUAUUCUUCAAAUGAAUGCUAUUCCAACAGCACAGAUUGCUCUGACCAAAUACACAGGUAAAUUUCUCGUAUGUUUCAAGCAGCUGCCUAGUUUCUCUUUCCUUGUAAUCAGGGAUGUCACUUAUUUAAACCUCAGUCAAGUCAGAAUGGAACCGGGUGGCUUAUUAAGUUAUGCAUUAUUUAGCUUUCUCGGCGGCUGCUCCCAGACUUUGGAAAACCUUCCCUAGAGAAGUGAGACUGGCUCCCUCCUUGUUGUCCUUAGUCAGGCAGGUGUGGACUUUCUAGUUUCAACUGGCUUUUAAUGAAAGGGCUGGUGCCGUGUUGUUUUUAUUGUAAUUAUUGGUGUCAUUUAAACAGAUUUUAUAUAUUUAUAUGGUUUUAAUUCUGUCAGUAUUUAAUAGUUUUCAAUUAUUGUUUUUAUUUUUAUCUGUAAGCUGCCUUGAGUCCCAUUAGGGGGGGAAAGGCGGGGUAUAAAUAAAUAUGUAAUAAUGAUAAUAAAAACUGUGAAAGUGUGGGGGAGAGGACUGCUAUUAUGAUGACUAUUUUAUUAUUAGGCUGUGUGUCAGUAUGCUUUUUAUUAUGUUUUUAUUGUUGAUGUUCUGUAAUGUGUUUUUAAUGUACACAUUAAAAAGUGGUAUAUAGAUUGUAAUAAUAAUAAUAAUGAUGAUGAUGAUUUUUUUUUCCUUUUCAUUUUGUUUGUGUGUACAUCGUUUGUUAUUGCAGAAAGAAUCCAAAAUGAUGCAUGUGCCUUCAUAAUGCUUGGUUAUUUGAAUGAAUAUCUCCAGCUGAAAAAGCAGGCCGUAGAUGCCUACCAAAGGUAAACUGCUGAAUAACAAGAGAUCCUCUCUGGCAGAUCAUAACAAAAGGGCAGGUCUAUACAGGAGAAGGCAUUAUUUCAGGUAUUCCAGGUAUAGAUAGGGCUUUGUAAGUCAGUAAAAGUACAUUGAAGAGGAGUGGGCUUAGUAGCAUACAAGCAGCUGGUGCAGUUCUUUCAGAACUGGUGUUACAUGUUCCCGGCUCACCCAAGAUAUAGGAAUUAGAUAUGCUAAAAAUGAUCAAAAUAUAGACAAAAUCAACACUUAAAAAAAAUAUUAGAUGUCAUAAAGUUACAUGUUUGGAUAGGCUUGCCUAAACAGGUAAGUUUUAGCACUGAAAACAAUACAAUGAAUGUGCCUAAUAUUAAUCUGCCUAAUAUUAAUCGGCAGAGAGUUUCAGAGAAUAGUUGCCGUCACACUAGAAGAUUAUUUGCAAGUGUGAAACGAACAUUAUUUAAAUAUGUAUCCUGCUUCAUCUUCAGUGCUCAAGGAAGAUUAUAAGAUAUUAGGAAAGAUGAAGAUACACCUCUCAAAUAAAGGUUUUGUCAAAAAAUGCAAUAAAAUUGUAUUCCCCCCUCUUUCUCAAUGGGGCUUGCAUACCCGAGGGUUUUUAAAAAAAUAAUUUUAAUUAUUAGAAUCAAGUUCUUAAAAUUUGGAUAAAGUGAUCUUACUGAAAUAAGUAUGUAGAAUUUUGAACCUCUUAUUUUUUUCCCCAUUCACUUUACAGGGCAGUUCUGCUGUUGAAAAAUUAUGAAGAUAAAGAGAAAUACUGUAUAGCAAUGAGAAAUUAUGGCAGAGCACUGUGGUAAGUCUGCUUAUUUUUGGACAAAUUGUUAUUUUAAUCUUCACCUAAAAUUAAGAACUCUUAUUGGCACAAAAUAAAUAUGACUCUUACUGCAUUCGCACAUUGUGCUUCUACUAGGAUAUGGUAUUUCUGUGUCACUUGCUAUAAUACGUUUUCAUACUAAUAAUCCAUUAAGACAUAAUUUAGCAUAUAUCAAAUCUGGGAUCUCCACUGAGGUAUGAAACUCACUAAGUGAUCUUGGACUAGUUGUCCUCUCUCAUUCCAACCUACCUUACAGGGUUCUUGUGAGGAUAAAACAGAGAACAAUGUACUCUGCCUUGAGAUUCUUGGAGGAAAGGCAGGGUCUAAGUAGUAAAUAAAUAAUGAGGAAUCCACCAGUAUUUUAAUUACGGAGAUUUUCUACUGUUUUCAAGGGGUGCAAUGGACUGUCACAUUGUAAAUGGCUUGACUUGCAUUAAGCAAUUGCUCUUAUUAGAAGAUUGCUUCAUCUGCUAUAUUAAUUCCAUAAUUGAUUCCAGACAUUAAUAGCCAAGAUGCAAGCAGAACAAACGGCAUUCUCCUUUGGAUCCCAGCCUGCACAUAGAACUUAAAUUGCUGAGUGUCAGUGUUUGGAUAUUAGUUUUUGACUAGAUGGGUAUAUAUUUUGUAUCAUGGGUGAUUGAUUUAUACAGUGCCACCGGUGUGUAUGGGAGGUCCCAGUCCCAGUCCCAGUUUAAAAUCUGGCAUGGGAAACAACAGAGAACGGGUAGGAUAGGGGACGCGGAGAGGUAACAUGUGGUUGUUUCAGUUUCAUGUGCUUAGGCUUAAUUGCAGUCCAGGUUAGAAUAGGGUGUGGGAACUAGGCAGUUCUGCCCAAGGCUUCAUGGAAAAGGUGGGCUUUGAAGAAGGAUUUGAAGGAAGUAAGACUAAAGGUGGUGUUGGUGCUUUACCUUGAUUCCUUGUAUUCUGAUUGCAUUUUAAAUCUCAUAAAUAACACGUUUUCAAAGUUCAUCAGUGGAGAAGCAAUUUUUAAGGUAGCCAGGAUUCAAACACAUGGCCUUGCAAUUUAAGAUUGGCACCUUAAAUUAUACUCCCAUGCCUCUCUCUUUAUAGCAGUAUUCCAUUUUGAAACAAUUCUACAUCAUUUCUGGAGGUGAAUCGACCAAUGCACUAAGUGUUGCUCACAAAUGAACUACUGCAUCAUGUCCAGUAUAGUGGGUAGCAUUUACACCUUAUAGUUUUUUUAUGGAGCUCAAUUGCACCAAACCAUUUGUUGUGAGCUCAUAAUUAGGCCUGAAAUUGAAAUGAGUUUUGUUCUUUUUCCUUCUUGAAAGUGCUCUAGGUCAUUAUGAUGAUGCCAUCCAGGCUUACUUGUUGACUCGUCUCACAGAAUUUGAUGAUAUUUUAGGAAUUGCCCAGGCUUACUUCAAGAAAGGACAUUUCCAAGAAAGUCAGAAGGGUAAGUGUUGCACAUACAUAACAUCUCUUCAGGGUAAUUAGUAUGAAUUUGCAACGUGAAUUGGAUUGUACUGUGAUGUAGAAACAUGCAUUAAGAUCCCAAUGUUUUGGGGUUUUUUUCUGUAGAUAAUCUUCUCUCAAAUACCUUUCUAAUGCAUACAAAUGAUACCUUUUCUCUUCAUACAAAUGAGAUGCACUGCAGAUUGGUCCAUUCAGUUGACCCAAGCUAUAGUAUGAGGGCCCGUAAAUUUUGGCCGGUCUUAGCACCCAGCCAGAAUUUGUGGUUGCCAGGAUCCAAACCUCAGCAAGGCAGGGCAGAGUCUUGACUCCAGCAUCACAUCAAGCUUUUGCAAACCUCCUAAGCACAAUAGUCGUACCUUGGAAGUCGAACGGAAUCGGUUCCGGAAGUCCGUUCGACUUCCAAAACAUUUGGAAACCAAAGCAUGGCUUCUGAUUGGCUGCAGGAAGCUCCUGCAGCCAAUCAGAACCUGUGGAAGCCGCGUCAGACAUCUGGUUUCCGAAAGAACGUUCGAAAACCAGAACACUCGCUUCCGGUUUUUUAUCGUUCAGGAGCCGGAACAUUCGACUCCCAAAGCGUUUGGGAGCCGAGGUACGACUGUACAUCAUAGAAUAUUCCCAGCUCUCUUCCAGUAUGGGAGCUGAAAAGCGGGAGCAGGAAAUCAUCACUGCAGUUGCUCUAUGCUUAGGAGACACCUGUAGAGAUCAGGGCAGAAUAAAUAAUCCCCAGCUCUCUUUCUGAGCCCUGCUAUCGUGAGAUUCAUGACGGGGGGUCAUCCUCACAGGCAUGCUUCUGAUGCACUCCAAGCAUCUGCAAAAUGCAACAGGGCACAAAUCUGAGCUAGGAAAAAUAUGCUGGGUGUGUUUGUAUCAUUAGGCACACUGCAUUUCCAAGCUCCUUGGAAUGUCUUCAAAGUGCAGCACAACUUCAGGGAUAACCAUUACCUACCAUCCUUUCAAGCUUAGGACAAGGCUAGUGUUAUUAUUUUGCCAGUGACACUUGCCAAGAUAAGUAUGGCAAAUGUAUUGGUGGACCCCUGCCACUGAAGAGUUUUGACUAAACAACUUUUUCAGUAUUCUGUAUUUGUUUGCAGUCAACUCAGAAAGGGCAAAACUUGCUAUUUCCAGUCAUGCUCCCUCGGUCAAAUUAUGAUUGUAAGCUUGAGAGUAUAAGCCAAAGCUGAAAGUUGGAUAAUAUGAGUACACAUCCUCACUAGGCCACUUCAGAUAUUCCUUUGCCCUUGGGAUCCUGCCUGUGAGAUUAGGGCAAGUUUAAGGCUUCUGCUCUCUCCUACCUGAAAGAAUAAUAAGCUGGAAACAAAAUACAAAACUCUGUUUUGAUGCACUUAGAAAUUCCCAUUCUAACCAAAUGAGCGAUAUAUGAACAGCCCAUUACAGAAUGUUUUUUAAUGUAUUGUGCUGCUUGUCUUUGGGGAAAUCAAGGCAAUAGUUGAGCAUGGUUCCUUUUUUUGCUAUUGUUUUGAAUUUUUAAGCUUUGUUCCUAUUUUAUUACUAGCUUAUGAGAGAGCACUCUCUGUUGCCGAAUGUGAGCAAGACAAAGCCUAUAUCCUAACGGCCCUUGCAAUAAUGGAGUACAAGCAGGAUCAAGUGGAUGAUGCGAAAACCCUCUUAUUUAAGUGGUAUGUAAUAGGUUCUUGCGUUUACAAAAGUCAGUAAUUAAAGUGAUUUUCUUGUACUGCAAAAUAUCUUCAGAAACACACGCACACACAAAGGAACAACCCCUCCCCCCGCAAAAAACCCAACAACCUACAGUCCUGUUAGCACUGUAUAUGCCUUACUAGCUACAAAAUGUAAAGUAACAGUUGAGAAAAAGAGAAUGCAACUUGAGAGGGAGUAGAAUGCCCUGCUUGGGUGGAAUGGCAUGAUAGAGCCCUAAAGAGAAGCACUCCUUUUAGGUGGAAAGGGUACACGGCAGCAUUUUGUUGUAGACCCCGCAGUAAACUCAGUAGCUAAAAUACCUCCUGAUUGAAAGCAAGAUGGGGAUGCCCCAGAACGAGACAGUGGCUCUUCAUACUAAGAGGACUUUCUAGGUAUGCAGAAGCACAUACCGUAUUUUUUGCUCUAUAAGACUCACUUUUUCCCUCCUAAAAAGUAAGGGGAAAUGUGUGUGCGUCUUAUGGAGCGAAUGCAGGCUGCACAGCUAUCCCAGAAGCCAGAACAGCAAGAGGGAUUGCUGCUUUCAGUGCGCAGUGAUCCCUCUUGCUGUUCUAGCUUAUGAGAUUCAGAAUAUUUUUUUCUUGUUUUCCUCCUCCAAAAACUAGGUGCGUCUUGUGGUCUGGUGCGUCUUAUAGAGCGAAAAAUACGGUAACUUUGUGAAUUCAAAGAAAGCCCUGUUUAAAAAUAUCCCAAAACAGGAUAAGAAGGACCCCUUCACUUUCUACUCUUACACACAGGGGAGGAGCUCAUAAGGACUCCUGCUGUCAGGCUUCCUAUAGGCAUCUGGUUGGCCACUGUGAGAACAGGUUGUUGGACUUGGUGGGCCAUUGGUCUGAUCCAGCCAGGUCCUUUUUAUGUUCUUAAGGAGCCAGAACUUGUAAAGAUUGAUUGACUCAAGCACUGAGAGGAGCUGAGAAUGGAGAGUUAAGAUGUCAAUUGAAAAGUCAUUUUCUCUCUCUGUGUGUCUCUCUUGCUGCUGCUCCUCUUCCCAUCCCACCUCCUGGGCAGUAUUCAGAGGUCUGAACAAUACUUGUAAUGUUCCUUUUCCAGAUUUACUGGAGCCAAUAUUCUGUUGCCGGUCCCACUUAUAUUCACCUAUUUGGAAUGUUUUGCAUUAACUUCAUUUUGCCCUAUUAAUAUUUUUUUUUAGUAAAAUGUCUUUGAACGGUCUACAGUGGUACCUCUGGUUACGUACUUAAUUCAUUCCGGAGCUCCGUUCUUAAGCUGAAACUGUUCUUAACCUGAAGCACCACUUUAGCUAAUGGGGCCUCCCACUGCCGCAAGAUUUCUGUUCUCAUCCUGAAGCAAAGUUCUUAACCCGAGGUACUAUUUCUGGGUUAGCGGAGUCUGUAACCUGAAGCGUAUGUAACCUGAAGUGUCUGUAACCCGAGGUACCACUGUACUAUGAAGCCUUUAGAUGAUGGCACUGAUAACUGGAAGCAGAAAAGGGGUACAGAGAUUUGGGUUCAGUACCAAAAUGCAACAUUUUUGGGGGGCAGACUUUGUUAACAUGGAUCAGAAAUUCUUGCCUGUAGCCAUUAGACCUCAGAUUUCCUGAAAUACCAAAGGAUUCUGAUCAACUAUUCUUCAGGCCUGGAACACUUGGUAACCUAAUACAAGAAAAUGUGAAUGCUCACCACUGCAACACCAUUCUUGUUUUAGCCAUCUGUUGAAUCACUAAGAGCAUCCUACACGAUAUUAGUCAUUUAUCUUAGAGAGUAAUGGUAAACAUGCAUCGUUUUAUCAGGAAGGGCAAAGCAGUGCUGUAAAAUGUAGACUUAUUGCGCUAGAAGCUAAGUUUUAUAUUGCUUCAGUAAACCGGCUGUAAUAAAUGAAAAUGAAUGUAGUUUCCAUCUCCUGUUAAAAAGAAGAAGGAAGGAACAGCAGUCUUGCCUGGAAACAGGGGAGAACAGCCAAUGGUCACGGUUGUUUCACUGUUUUUCUUCAUAUCAAUUUUCAGUCCAGUUUUGAUGAGUCAUGAUUUUUAGGUCGUUUUUCCCCCCAGUUGCCAACAGGAGAUGUUGUAAGAAGUAUAAUAAAGCUGGUCUUUGCAUUGAUUUUUCAUUUGCAAUCAAAACAUUAGCUACAAAGGAUACUGCCUCCAACUAUGGAGGCAGAACAAUAGUCACCAUAGCUGGUAGCAUUACACUGCCCCAGAUGAUCUCAAGGAGGUUGUAUGUGAAAAGGUUUUUAGGGGGAAAUAUAAUUCACAACUCAAUAGCUUAUGAGUUGUAGAUUCAGCAGCAGGCAAGGAGAGUAGUGUCAUGAAAAUUAAACUUGGCAUUGCCAGUAAUGUGAAUCUUGUAUAUCUGCAAGAUUCGGUGUGAGUGCACUAAAAAGAUGUAGUUACUUGUUAGUAGUAGAAAUUCAGCUAUCUUGAUCUGAGGAUGGACAUAUCAGGCUGACUUAAACAAAGUCAGACCAUUGAUUUGUCUAUCCCAGAACUAUGUAUUUAGGUAGAGGCCUGCACUCUUGACUUAUCCAGUUAAAAGAAGCAAUUGGUGAUGGUAGGAUCUAAACCUGGGGAUCGUCUACAUACGGAACACAUGCUCUGCCAGUUUGCUGUGGCUCCUUCCCAUUCUGGACUAGAGCAUUUUGUAAAGCUUCAGAAGCACAAUAAACUUUACAGAUCACAUUAGAUAUUAGGCGAAUCCCACCUUUGGCAUCUAAUGAGCCCCAUCAGAAGUAGUCCUACAGAAGGGCUUCCACUUGUACAUUAUGCCUUCCCUGCCCCCACACUCCACCAAGAUAGGUUCAGGGGAAUUGGGAGAACCCCCAAAACAGCAGGGGAACCCGAUGUGCUUGCGCAGGUGGAAUGUUCACCACAGCACAACAUUGCAUUCUACUCCAAGUGAACUCUAGCCCAUGUGAACAACAGAUCCUUCAUGUUUUACUUUAUGGUAAUAGUGCAGUGAGUAACCAUUUAUCUGUGUUGUACUUAGUUCUAUAUUACAGGAACCUAAUUUAGGAAGUCUGCAAGCUCUGUGCGCUUUAGGGCUGAUAAGGCAGGAUGCUACACUUGCAACAGCAGCUCUGAAAGAAUUAUUAAAGCUAGCAGAAAGAAAGGAUGAUGUUUAUGAGAGGUGCCUUCUUACAUCAGCUGUCUAUGCAUUACAAGGCAGAAAUCUGGCUGUUCAGAGACAAGUUUCAAAAGCUGUUCACAGGUAUGUAAUCCAUACUUUCCAAAAUGAAUUGUGUUGCAUUUAUAUCCCUCCGUUCCUCCAAGGAGUGCUCUUUUGACAUAAAACCACCCCGCAAGGUAAGCUAGGCUGGAAAGAAGCUUGCCAAGACUGCCCUAUGGGUUGCAUACUUGAGUUGAGCUGAGUGGAGAUUUGAACUUUUACACUGGGUUUUGUUCAUUUUUUAUUCAAAGUCAAACUUUUUCUUCUGGGUGUGUUUGUUCUCUAUUUCAUUUCAUGGUGGUGCAGAGAGUUCUUAUCAAGCCAUUAAGUAGCCAAAUUCUGUGAAGUGAACUUUCCCAACUUAAUGUGGAUAACUGAUUAAAUUUCAAAAGCACUAGGCGCAAUUGAAACAAAUGAACCUGCUUGGAAACAGAUUUUUCAAAACUCCUAUGUCAGCCCUUCUUGUCCUCUCUAAAGAACCAUUUCUCUCUUGCUUCAAUAACUGAGGGUUAUCUAAUUAUUAUUAACUUUUCAUCUGAUAAAGCUGGAGUGUGUUGCAACUACCUAAUCUUCAUACUCAGUUGAUUGCUUUCCCCAUAUUCCUGUUAAAUAUUUUAUGCUAAAAAUAGUAGCAGUGAAAUUGUAACAUUUCAUGCUGCUCCUUUUGAUAAUAUUUAAUUUAGGAACAAUCAUCUUGUGUGUAUAAAAUCUCAGCACGGUAUCUAAUCAGAUAUCAGCUAGUAAUAACAAAUUCACAACUGUGAGACUCAUAGCUUAGUUCACCUCCAAUGCAUUAUUAUCUAAACCCAAAAACUAAUAAACGUUUGCAGUGAGCUCUAUUGCACUCCAGUUCUGUUAUCAGGAGUACAGAAGUGUCCGAAUUUCAAAAUGGCAAGAAAAAAAAGUUACUUUCUGUUCUGGCUAAAAAUAAAUCCCAACUCAUUUGAUCAGAUCUAUCACUAAUUGCAACUGAUAAGAGAAAUGUUUUUUGAUCUUGAGGAACUUUUGCUCCCUUAUUUGAAACCUUGAUCUGUCAGUAUAAUUUUGAGAUUUAAAACUUAAUAACCUAAUUGUUAUGUAUGUUGCUCUUAGACUAAUUCCUCCACUUGAUUAUGUCCCCUCCCCCAAUUCUUAAACUACUAGCAUUUUAUAAAUGAGGGCUUCCUUUUCUGCCUUGUAAGUUAGAAGUUGCUGACUGAGAAGCAAUCAGAGAACAAGUUGUAUAACUUCAGUCCAUGUUGAUUGGUUCUACUACCGCAUAUGAUGGCAAUUUAAAACUGCUGUGCUCUUUUCUCUAGCAACCCAGAUAAUCCUGCCCUGUGGUCUCUCCUGUCCCAACUGGUACCUCGGUAUACACCACAAAAUGCAAAGGUGAAUAUGCAUAGGUUGAAAUAGAAUCAAGGCAUUUAUUUAUAUGCUGAACUAUUAUUAAAUAAAUAAGAACUUGGCACCAAGAACUGUGUGCACGACUGUUAAUUGUUUAGACAAUUGCCUUUCAAGAUGAUCUGCUUGCCAAAUUGGCAUUAAUGUUACACAUUCCACUGUUUUACAAAUAAGUUUAUAGCAUCUCCAUAUAUCAGUUGUGCCCUCAGGUUGCAUUUACCAACCUGUACAGAAUUCCCUUCACCCUUUAUUCCUCUUCUCAGAAGGGUAAGAUGUAAGGAUGAACGGUCGCUGCUACUGCAGAAUCACUCAGCACAUGGAGUUCCCUGUGUCAGAGCCAAGCUGGAUACGAUGUUUGUCGCAUAGCUUGCCUUUGCAUAGCUGGUUUUUCUUCUACAAGUAGUUGGUGUGGAGGGGAAGCUAAAUUGGGACCAUGUCAUGGUUGUGGUAGACUUUUUAACCCCUUGCUUCCUCCUCAUUCCCAAAAGGAAUUGCCCCAAGCCUGUUGUUUGCAGCAGCAGGAGGGCUUUCCUUCCAACGCAAAUAGGGUGGAGAGGGCUUCUGCCUCUGCUUGUUCCCUCCAUGUAAUGGAACAUUGUCAGCAAAUAUGUAGAAAAAAGGAGAGGGCCAAGGGAGCAACUUACAGCUUGAUUCUCCCCCGCCCCCCCCCCCAUCAUUUUAAGAAGUCAGAGUAUUUAAACAUACAAACUUAUUUGGCAUUUCCACAUGCGUUCAUCCAAAGGGCAGAAGAAUUAUCUGACUUAAUUGAUGUCUCAGACUUGUAAUACUCCUUCAUACCAUAAUCAGAUCAAUAUUUUAUCUUGCAGGGUGGGGCCGCUGCGGGAACUAUUGCUCAUAUUCACGAUUUAAACCACGGAAAGGUUAAUAUCUUCCCUUAUCAAAAUAUUUUCCUACAUUGAGAAUUUAGAGUGAUGCUUUUCAUUAGACAAGGAAUAAAUUAAAAGUUCUCUUUUGCUGUGCAUGCACCCUUAUUUAGAGAGCCUUGCUGAACACUGCAGUUAAUCAGUUGGCGUUAGGAUGCCACACAGCUGAAAGUAAAAAGAACAAUCCAUUGAAGAAUAUCCAAAAGGCAGUCCAUCUUUCUCCAGGUAACUUUUACUUCUAAAUCCUUAAUUUUAAACCAGAUUCAGGGCUGUAGCUGAGUAACGUAAUAAGUUAGUUUUUCUGGGACACUAAAAAAUCUUGGCUCUAAACAUUGAUUCAUAGCAAGUGAAGUUACAGUUAGCCCACCACUCUUAAUGAGCAAAGGCAAUAAACAUUUUCAUAAUGAACUCCCCAAUUUUAUCUGUUUCCAAAAUGAGCAGUUAACAUGAUGAUGAUGAUGAUUACUACUACUACUAUUACUACUCCACUUUUUUCCAAGGCAACUUACAGAUAAAAAACAGAAUUAUUUAAAACCAUAGAAAUAAUUAAAGAAUUAAAGAUUUAUAGAAUUAAAACUGAAUGUCAUUUUUUUAGUAUCUUGGGCAUGCAAACUUCUGGGGAUUUAUUCAUUUUCUUUGGUUUUGCAUCACUAAGUACACUCUCUUGUAUAACUGCUUAGUGUACCUUGAAAAUGACAGUUCUCUCAUAUUUAUUUCAGAUAACCCUGCUUCUUGGGCUGUGCUCCUGGCUGCUUGUCAUGCUGAAAACACGAUUGUUUGCCUGCAUAAUACACAACCCAAGAGGACAGAUUUGGAAAAAACGAUUGUAGCUACAAUCUCAGCUAAAAGUAAGGCCUUGCAUUGUUACAAAUAGUUACUUAUGAGAGGAAACCUUUAGAAAUUUUUCUUCUCAUUUGAAAUGAUUAGUGAAUGAGAGUACCACUUUUAUCAAUGUCGUUGAUGUUUGAUGUCUGUUGAUUUAUAAAAAAAUGUAAUAAUGAAUACCACUUUAUGUAGGUGCAGAUUGGGCUUUGACAAAUAAUGACCUUUACAUGUUUUCUAGUCAAAGAUAAGGAUCUUCCAACUUCUUAUGCCCAGGCUCUUGAAGAAUGGUCUCUUUUCCAAGCUGUUACUAGCUUAAAUGAGACAGGUAGAACUUUGGAAGCUGAAGCGCUCUGUACAAAGGUAUGCAUUAGUAAUAACUCAGUUAUCAGCAGUUAGGGUUGCCACUUGUCCUGUAUAAUACAGGACUGUCCCGUAUUUCAAUGUUAAAUGCUAUGUCCUGUAUUGAUACAGGUUUGUCCUGUAGUUCAGGUCUUCUCUCUCUUUCUCUCUCUCAAGUUAGGGAUCCUCUUCAAAUUCAUGUGUGUGAAAGGGUGUUUGAAAGCUCUGAGUAGCCAAGCACAGACAGAUUUAAGAAUGCAUGAGAGUAAAACUGUAUCAAAAGAACAGCUGGAUGCAUGGCUGUAGCUAUUACAGGUGUGAGAGUGACUUUAGUUUUCCUUAAGCAGACAAGUUUCACUUCAGAAUUGCUAAUAAAUGUAUUAGCUUGAAAUGGGCAAGCCUUUGCCAGUUUUCCAUCUCUACCACAGUAAAAGAAAUAAAUGAUGUGCUGACCCUUGUCCCUAGCCAAUAUUGCGUAAUAGCUGAGAAAAGUUUCAAGAGACAAGGUCACAAAGGUGCAAUGAGUAUUUAGCGCAGAGCUUUCCAAACUGUGUGUCGCGACAUGUUAGUGUAUCGGCUGUACUGUGUAGGAGUGUCGCACAAGCACUCCUCGCACUCUUCCUGGGGCUGGAAAGUGGGUAGUUUAACCUCUGGUUUGCUAGUAAAACUGAAUUACUGUGUCACGAAAUGAUGUGUGUCCAAAAAGUGUGUCACCAACUUGAAAAGUUUGGAAAGCUCUGAUUUAGUGAGUGAUUUCUGACACAUUUCAGUUGUCUUCUUUAGGGGGAUUUAUUCCAGGAGUUUGCCAGACACAAAUUGUUAUUGCCUUCUGGGAAAAUAUGUUUGGAGUCGCAUCUCCUCUGUGUAAGGGUUGUGUCUGGGUUUGUUCCUUUGCCAAAAAGUACUGGGAAUUAUUAAAUGUCAUGGCAAUUUUGGUUUCAGUGGGGAAAGUAUUGACUGGCUUGUUGAAAAAGAACUGUACAGUCGUACCUCUAGAUGUGAACGGGAUCCGUUCCAGAGCCCCGUUCGCAUCUAGAAGCAAACAUAACCCGUGUCUGCGCGUCUGUGCGUGCACGGGUCACGUUUCAGCACUUCUGUGCAUGUGCGUGAUGUCAUUUUGAGCGUCUGCGCAUGUGCAAGCAGCAAAACCCGGAAGUAACGUGCUCCGUUACUUCUGGGUUACUUCCGGGUUGCCACGGAGCGCAACUCAAACGCGCUCAUCCCGAAGCACAUUCAUCCCGAGGUAUGACUGUAUCUUUUGAGCCUUCUCCUCUUGCUUCUUUCCUGUUGUUAAAGCAACACUAUUCCCCCCACCCCUUUUGCUUACGGAUUGACAGAUGAGCAUGCCGUAGUUCCUCUGAUUCACUCCAAGUUACACUGUUCACAUGAAGGCACUACUUUCCUUUGAAACUGCUUCGAAUUAUUUUCUGUGUUCAACUCAAAAUGUUGUUUGCCUCUAGGGAUUGAAAAUUUUCCCCGAGCAGCCAACUUUGUACUUGCUUUUAAGGCAAGUUCAAUGCAAACCACUUUGGCAGUCUCACAAAGAGCUUCCUGAUGCAAUCUUGGAAGAACUCCGGAAGGCAGUGAUGUCCAACUCUUCUUCAGUUACAGCUUGGCAUGUAAGUUUGGAUGUGCUUUUUUGCCCUGCGGUUUUGGGUCUCUUUAUCAUAUGAUCACAAUGUGGUAUAAUAGCAGCUGGUAGUACGAAAGUUGAGAAACGCUGCACUUGAGAGCUGCACCUAAACACAACCUAGAAGUAACUUCCAUUGAAAACUGUCUGGAAAGCAGACAAAAUUAGCUCGCAAAAAACUUGGAAAGUCUCAGCCCAUGGGAGCUGUCCCGCCACCUUCACCAGCCUCUCAUUUGCCCUUCUCUACACUUUCCUGUGCUUACCAGAUGGUGAGGUGAAGCCAGGAGGAAGGCAGACUCAAUGAGCUUGAGAAAAGAUGGGCGAGGGCUCUUUCCAUGCAGUUAAUGGGAACAAUGAGGUGUAGUUUUGUAUUCCUCCUGCUUCGUUUUAUAGAAGAAACGUUUUUUAAACCAAUUCCCCGAGUUCACAUCAUUAAUGCAUGUUCUGAGCAUACUAAGAAAAGCUCUGAUUGCAGAGAUUCAGGAACUUAGACUCUUUGAGCUGCUGUUUCCUCUCGCCUCUCCCAGCUCUUAACUUAGCAAGCUGGGAAGAGAUGUGAGAAGGAAAAUUGGUACAAGACUGAAGCUGCGCUAUUAUGAGCAGAAAUAAAACGGGGAGAGGAAGGGCAUUGGUAUUGGCUUAUAAUAGCUUGGGCGUUUCUGAAUGAGGAGAGUUGUUCCCACAGGCAAACACGUGUGUGAAUGCUCCUCUGGCGAUUUUUGGUUUUCCUCCUGGCUUCUUAGUGCUUCUGAUCCCUGUUUAUAUUCCAGUAUAUUGAAAUGUUGAGUUCUCUGAUCCAUGAUUCCAAAAUGUUUUCCCUUUUGUAGUGCUGGAUAACCAGUGAUGCUUAUUGGCUGCCAUGCUGGAGUCAUCCAGAAGAGGCCAGCUAGGGUCACAUGACACAGAUUUGAUUGUCUUUCCCCCAGUUCUGUCCUUGCCUCACCUCUGCUUCAAGGCUUUUCACAGUAGCAAUUCCUACUACCAAUUCUUGUUUCUUUCUUCAUUCUAUAUACUACUCAGCACUUAGCUUUAACUCAGCAUUUUGUCCUUUUCUUACCACAGCUCCUGGUCUUAAAAAAAUGUCAUUUCUUGUUUUACUUAUUUUAUCUUUCACCUUUUCUUCUCUCUUGACUAUGACAUCCAUUAGAAGAAGCAUCUGGAGCUACAAUUUGUUAAAUGAAAGCCUUUAAAAAUAAGGGGGGGGGGGGCGGGAGCCAAGCCUGUAGUAGACAGACCUUGUGUACCGGCAGAGGCCACCAAUGGGGCUAGCUCAAGUCAGAUUGCAAAGGGGAUUGCAAGGCAGAUUGUUGGGUUGAAAUAAACGACAGACGAAUGGCAAGGUGUCAUACGGGAGGCAUCUCUCGAGCAUGUCUCGGAGAGUCCCUUUUAUUGAAUAUUACAGCAUUACCACAUAUGUGCUUGUUGCUGAUUGGUUAACACAAAUACAAUGCGAAGGUUGAAUAUAGGUAUUAAUCAUCAAUAGAUUAAAGGUUGGGAAAAGGAACACAGAAUUGGACAGGCGUGAAAUCUCUUUAUUAAACUAUUAACUAGUGAUUGAUUAUAACAAGACUUAAACUAUUACUAGUGAUUGAUAUUGCAUAACAUGAAAGAACAUAACUAUCGCGUUCCGUAGAUGUGGUCAACAAUGCGUUAAGAACAGGUCAGGGUACUGAACUCAAUGUGAACUGAUCAGAACAUUCCCAGACCCAUGCGCAGAGGCAAAAACUUCCCAGCAGCAGAUGAAGGUGCAUCCGUAAUUGGGGAUUGUUUAAGUCCAAUCAUGAGAGAGACAAAGGUGCAUCCGAUUGUGACAUGUUUUUUUGCAACUGAAGCAAGCCUUACAACUGAGCUGUUUAGUCGUCACGGCACCUUUGACAUCACACUACUUAAAUCAAUAGAAGUUGACAUGACAGCCUGUAGAAGAACAGAUACUGCAAAUUAAUCUUGCAUCAGCACAUUGGCCCUUAGUAGCUUAUUCAGCUGGUCAUUUAGAAUUAAAGCCUUGAGAUUUUCUCUUUGAUGCCAUUUUUGUGCAGAUAAAUGCACCUGAUACAUUGCCCAGAGUAGAUGGCUUUUUGCAUUUUAUUGUUGCAAGCAAAGAUGUUUUAAUGUCAGAGCCAAGAACUAAAAGAACAAAAGGUAGUUAAGCACUGAGCUGUUGUUUCACUCUUUCUUGACAACAAAAGCUUUAGAUCACAGAUCUGCACAGGGAAGUCAUUUAUGACUAAGAAUUAUUCUGUUCUCCCAGGAAUUCCGCGCCCCCCCCAUUCACGUACUUCCUCUUUCCUCCUUUUGAAAUUCCUCCAAUAUUACCACUACUAAUGUGGGCCAAUCACCAAGUCAUAAAAGGAGAAUAGCUUGCUUGGGAAAGAGCUACAUAGGGGCAACCACCAUUAGCCCAGCUUAAUCUUGUUUGGCAGUCAUGUUACGUAACAGAACUUUGCUUAGCAAUUUUGAUUUUAUCAAUAUAGGCACAUCUAGUGCACCCAACAUAACUGUGCACUCUCUCUUUCUUGGUUCUCUCUCUGUUUGCUCUGACAUAAAAUAAGUUUCAACUUCUACAGUUCCUCGCCAGCGUCGUUCUUUUUUAAAAAAAGUCAUUCUAACAGUUGGACUAUUAUUGAUUAGACUGGAAAAAAAUAUAGGAAUUUCAGUACUCUGUGCCUGAACCACAUUAAUACUGAACAAGUGGAACUUGCAACAAGUCACUGCAGUGUGGACUGCUCCAACCCCUUGAACAGACAAAGCUCAGUCAGAUGCUCAGCAGGGGUAUGUAAAGUGUAGGAGCACAAGGGGAAUUGUGAAGAGAUUAAAGGAACUCAGCCAGGUAGAGCAGUUGGUGAGUGACCAGCCCUUAAAUCAGGCAUGAGGAACCUUUGGCCCUCCAAAUGCUGCUGAACUUGGCAUCCCUGGCUGGUAGAAGCUGCAGUUUGCAACGACUGGAAGACCAAAGAUUGCACACACCAGCCCUAAAAUAAUUACUUACAUGUCUGAAUGAAUGGAGCAGAGGCAAAAAUGCAAUUAUAGUGACUUGGACCUAAGUGUUGUGUGGGAAAUGCAGAUUAUGAUAUAAUGAAAAAUGAAAAUGCAGAUGGAUUUGGUGAAACCUUAUUGUGGCAAGAGUUAAAUUCUAUGGUUCUGUCAUCAGACUGUGAGUUGGAUGUGCUGAGCAGACGGGCGAAAACUUUUCAGGGGGAGGAUUUAGCUGUUCAGCACCAUGAUCAGCUCCUCUCGAGCCAUUUCCCAAAUGUGUGUGCUGAGUUAGGAUAGCUGGAGUGCCAGUAUAUCCCAGGUUAACGAUGGCUGUGUGAGUGCCCACAAAAAAACAAGCACCAGAGUCAAUUGUGUGGGAGUCAUCUGCUUGCCUGGUAGCAGCUACCUGAUUUUGCUAAUCAGUUUUGGCUAGUCCUAGGACCAGCACAGGCUCCUUGUGGCUAGCAGAUGUUACACAUGCUAAGUCAGAACUUAUUAUACUCGCAGAAACCCUCUUGUCUGGUGGGUAUGUCUCAUAUGCAGCAGGUUAAUAAUCCUGUUUUAUGCUAUGAUCUGUGGCACUUAAAGGGAGAAGCUGUCUGUCAUCUUUAGUCCUCCCCCCCCCUUUCAGUCCCAAAUUAGGUUGCAAAUUCAAACUAUGUGCAAAUUCAUUUACCUUUUCCAGCUCUCAGAUCCGUUUUACCCAAAUCUAAUAAGUCAGUCAGGAAAGCUCUAUAUAGAAUUGCAGAUUAUAGUUUGAAGAAAUGGUAUGUCUCUUCUGCAGAUGCUUCUAUUUUUACUCAAAAGUAAUCUUCACCAUUUGAGAGUUUUGUUUUUAAAAGAAUAUUUAAUAGAAUGAUAAGACAAGGAAUUUGAUAGGCAGUAGUAGUAGAAAAAUAUGAAGUUUGAACUUUGCUCCUCUGCUUUCAGUGGUUGGCUCAAGUGUACCAGUCACAGGGAAUGAUGGUUGCAGCAGAGAUGUGUUACCGAAAAAGUCUGCAACUGGCAUCUCAGCAGGGCCACUGGAGUGGAAAGCUCUCUAGUCUACUAAGGCUUGCUAAGCUUGCCCUGGAAAUCUGCAUGGUAAGAGAGCCAAGUUAAUAAAUAUGUUGUAUAUGUGGGGCUACCUUUGAAACCAAUUUGGAAACUACAGAAACAAGUGCAGAAUUCAGCAGCCAGCUUAUUCACCAGGACCAGAAGGUCUGAACAUAUCACACCAAUUGUGGCCUAAUUGGCUACCAAUUAGUUUACAGGUUCAUUUCAAAGUGCUGGUUUUGCAUGAAGCAGCUGAGGACCUCAAUACCUCAAGGGCCUCUUGUCCCCAUAUGAACCAGCCUAGACCUUCCUGUCUUCAUCAGAGGCCCAAAUCCAUGUGCCUCACCUGAGAAAGGUGCAAAGGAUGGCCACACAAUAAUGACCUUUUUCAGUGUCCCCUCCCCCCUGGUUUCUGGAAUGUUUUUCUAGGGAACUAUCAUAGUCCAGUUUUAGGUGGCAGGCUUAAGACAUUUUUAUUUACCUAGUAGUUAUGUUAGUCUCUGCUGUAGUGCUCAUCUUUGUCCUUAUUGUGUUGCUUAGGAAUUUUAUAUUGCACAUCGCUUUAAAUCUUCUGGGUUUAAAUUGAUUUUAUCUGUUUGUAUUUUAUCCUCGUAAGCUGCUUUGAUUCUUUAAAAAAAGUAGUAGUAAUAACGAUAUGAUAAAAUGAACUGAUUGCACGUGAACUGAAUUUAAAACGUAAUAUGGUGUUUCUCAUCUCACAAUUGUGCAUAAGAUAGUGCCCUAGCUUCCAGCAAAAUAGAUUACAGGCUAUUUCAGGGCUAUAUAUGGAUUCCUAGCAUUUGGAUAGCUGGAAUAAUGAAAGUUCAAAAUGUGCUUGUCCAACACUUUGGUGACAGCUAGAACAGUAACUCUGGCUUAAGCACUAUUUGGAAAAGGCUUCAUCUCGUCUGCAUAGAUUACUAUUGCAUCUGACAGUAUGAAAUACUGCUUUUACUCUUUCUUUCAUAAUUAUAAGUGAAAUCAAGCAGCUGGGGGAAGUGUUGCUAUUUUCGUAAUACAUUUUCUCUGAAGGUUGAUCAGCAGAAAUACCCUUAUGCAAUUUGUAUGGAUGAACCAUUUUGCCCAUAUAUUUUGAUUCUGUUUGUGGAUUCAAAAGUACUUCAUCCAACAUGUUGCAUUAAUUUAAUUGAAGCUGGCAAGUGAGUUUUCUAGGAGUUGAUCUAUCACUGUCCAGGGAUUUUUCUGCAAUGAGAAUGAUAAGAGAUCAUAAUCAUCAUGAUUAAGAUGCAGGUGAAACUUUCAAAAUGAUAUUUAUGCAUUACGUCGCACUUCCACUUGUCCAGGAUAGUGUUUGAAACUAUCAAUUGAAAGCUGAAAAUACAUUUUUUUUAAAAACCACCUCUAGUGGUAGUCCUGGUUGUUCUGUUACAUCAGCCGUUCUAGGAAGCCGUUUUAUUACAUUAUAAUUCAAAGCUGCAGGUCAUAAUUAUCUGUGUGGUACACGGGUAAGCAAUCUGUCAUGCAACAUUGCAAUUAAAACCACUGACCAUUAUGACACAAUGAUAUAAAACAUUGUUUUUAAAUUUGUUUUUGUUUAAAGGGUAAUAUUUCAAAUGAUCACUGGCCAUCCCUGGUUCAGGAAGCCACAACAGAAGCUUUGAAGCUUUCCUUCUGUCCGUUGGGUGUUCUGUUGCAGGCGCUUCUGCAGUACAACCGCAAAAUGGGGUCAAGGUGUGCAUUGAUCUGUAUGUUAUGUGUUAACUGUCUAUGCAUUUUGUCAGCAUUUUGGAUAUAAUUAAAAUAUACCUAAUGUAACAUGCCCAUAUGUUCUAAUUCAGAAAAUGUCCACAUGGUAAAUUUUAUAAAGCAAAACCUUAUUAAAAUCCUGCUCUUUAUAAGGGAGCUAAAGUGUAGGGGGAUACCACAGGUUUUCCACUGCAAUAAGAUACAAAAUAGGCGGAUGGAAGAUUUAAAAAAACCACCCAUGAUGGUAAAGAUCCAGAGAAGCUCUCUCUUCAUAAUAUGAAAAUGAUGCUUGCAAUUGUAGAUUUUUGUGAAGUUUCCACUGACUUGCUUCCUCAAGAGCAGGAGCUACUAGAGGGAGAGCAAACAACAUUUCUGGAUGCACAUUCAGUUAUUUUACUCCAGGAAGGUCCUUGCAGAGCUUAUCUGAAGCCCAGGGCUGGAGUCUUGUUCUUGGCAUGACAGCGUAAGUCUGGCAAGCCCCUGGCAGGGCAUCCUGGCUGGCUUAACGCUCUGAGGCCCGAGGCAAGUGUACCUGGGUCCCCCCACCCCGCAUGGACCUGUUCUAGGGGGUGGCAAACUUCUAGCCCAUGGGUCUGAUUAUCUCAAGAGGCUGCUUUCAAAGGAACAUGGCUACAAAGGAACAAUCAGGACAUUAAAGUUCCUGAUUGUUCCUUUGUAAGUGGGGAUCACUGACAAUUGCACUGUGUCCCUUUGCAGGUGUGGUUUGAAUGCAAACAAUACCACUAAGCAGACUUCAAAGGGGCUCACUGUAGCCACUGGUCAGCUGGGCUCCUCUGCCCGCCUGCCAUCGAAGUUCACUCUCAGAGGGCUGUGAAAUGAAGGUUUGUAUCCAAUAAAGUAAUUUUCUUGCACAAGGACUUCCAACUGCACCAUGGGAUGUUCUCUUCCUACAUAUCUCCCCCAAAUCUGUUCUGGAGGUUUCUGCAGCCCUCGGGUGCAGAUUGGAGGACGCAGGGAGAGGAGAGGAAGUCCCCUUGUGCAGGUAGAAGUCCUUGUGCUAAUAGGCUUGUCCCUAAUGAAGUCAUCUUAAGGUUCCAGCCCAUCAGCAGGAUCCAGUUCUCCAGUUCUGGCGUGUAAAUUAUUUGUUGAAUCACAACAAAGCAACCUGACAUAGUGAUGAUAUGUUCCAUUGAGUCCAUGCAGUAGGAGAGUAGUGACAUGUAACAGGUUGUUCUAAUGGAGUGGUCCACUAUUUUCUUUUUGCUCCAGCAGUAGGCUUGUUCCCUUCUCUUUUGUUGCAAGUGCCCCAGAUUUAUGUAAGAACUUGCUGUACAGAUAUAAAUUUUGCUUUUUGAAAGCAAGGUUGAAACCUGAGCCCUUACAAUGCUAUAGACUCACUCUUGUUUUCUAGUUUUCUCAUCUCAUUUUGCAACGUUUUCUGUUUCCUUUGUAGGGAAACUCGCCGCAUGCUAGAAAGAGUGGUGUAUCAACCUGGGUAUCCAGAAACUGUCGCAUCCGUUGCCCGGUGGUAUCUCUUAAGGCACUUGUAUGCCAAAGAUGAUUAUGAAUUAAUAGAUGUGAGUAGCACUUACCUUUUGAAUGCCUUAUCUUGGGAAUUAGAUAAGGCCACAUGGUUCUCCUAAGUACUAGAGACCAGGAGGGCUCGUGGGCUGCUUGCCUUGCUGCAUCCCAAGUACGCUGUUGUCAGAAACAAAAGGUCAGGUGUACUGAUGCUUUAGCAGAGGGAGUGUGUUCAUCUCCCUUUGGUCAGUAGAAAAAUUACUAUGGGAACAUAGCUCAGAGGUAGAAUAUACAUAUUAGGCCUUUGUAGCCUGGGAUCAGCCACAUGACCUCCUUUGCUUAUGACCUAUGCUGUAGUCUUGUUGGUGAGCAACAAUGUGGAGUGGGAGACCAGCCCACCAGAAGAGUCUCUGAGGAGUACUUGCCUAGAGAAAGAGUCAGCAUCCAAAGUCGGGUUCAGUCCUAGGGUCAGGGAAACCGCAAUCCACGUGCUUAGACGGCCCAGGGGUCAGGGAAUCCGAUGAUCAAGGGUCAAGACGAGCAGGAAGCAGCAAGGUAGGGCCAGGAACUACAAGUGCUGUUUCCAGCAUCUAACUGCUGCUGGAAGCUCUGUUUAUGAAGGCUGAAGCCAGCUGGUUCUCAUCAGCACCUUUCCCUCUGUGUCCCUGAAGGCUGAUCAGCUGCAGGUGGAGUCACUCUGCCUUCUCCCCCUUGGGGCUGCUGUUCAGCAGGCAAAGCUGACUCCUGGCCCAUAACAACCUCUAUGGAACGCUAGUCCUUCUUGGUCAUUGAAAUUAAUUAACAUAACUAACUUAGGUUCCUUAAUUUUAAUACACCUACUCUGAGUUGGACUAGCAUUGGCUACAAUAACUUUAACUUUAAUUCCUCUCCAACCAAGAUAUAUUUCAGCAUCAACAUUAUUAUUUCCUCCAUUUCUCCUGCAGGCUCUUGUAGCAAAUGCCAAAGCUAAUGGAGAUGUUCGAGCUUUGGAGCUAGACAAGAAACUCUCAGCGGCAGCAGCAUCCUAGUGUCAUUUUCACUGGGAGAUUGACAGAUGGAAGCCCAUGGCAAUAACAUCCACUUAGCAAUUGUUCUUUAAAAGUCAAGGUUCCUGUUUGUUAAACAGUUAGGAUCAAUUUUCCAACAUAUUUUAAAAGGAGUCUGUCAUUAAACCAGUUGAAAAUCAGUGGAAGUUUGUUUUGUGCUCAACUGAAUCUACCUAUUGCAUGAAAGAUUCCAUCAGAUGCCUAUGGACUUGGGAAGCACAGAGUAAAACAUUGUUUCCGUCUGAUGAAGAGCCUGAUAAAUAUUUCCAUGAAUUAAGCAAAUAUGAGCUGAGAAAUUACCAAACCCUAUACUAUAUUGCACCAAAGCUUUUGCCAAUUUGCAUAUGUAUCAGUAUCUCUUUUUUACUAUUUAGAGGUGAACCUUAGCACACCUUCUCAGGCAUAGGAAAUAAUAUUAGUUUGGCGGUGUUGAUGAUUAAAUGUGUAUAAUGUGUUGAAACACAUGCAAAAUGUUUGUUUGGGAAUUUGCAAUGCUGCUUCUACAGUUCAGGGCCAUUUGAUGAUUGCAAUAAGACAUAACUUUGUUUCAUUGUUAGCAAUUUUCACAUGAAAUUUAAAAUAAUGCAUUUACUCUGCUGUUGGCACUGAACUUCUGCGUCAAGGAUAUCUUUCAGAAUGUGAUCAGGUACUGGAACAAUUUGCAAAUAUCCAUGUCCUAGCAUAUGUUGCUUGGUUUUGAUUUCUGGGACAGAAAUCAAUUGCCACAAAGGAAAACUUCAGUUUUGUUCCUUAACUUCCUGCAUAAUAAUCUUUUUUGUAAGAAAUUGUUAUUUGUAUAAAAUGUUUUUAUGAAUGGUAUGAAACUAGUAGAGACUUCUGGGGCACCAGGGACAAGUCUGUUCCGAGUCUGGUUGCCUAGGAAUGUACCCCAAAGUGAGUGGAAACCUUCAUCUAAGGCUGAAUUUGUUGGGGGGGGUUGAGAAUGAAAAAAGAUGUUAUGUUCAUUCUGUGAUUCUAUUUUCAGAUGGCUGGUUUUUUUGUUUGUUUUACAAAUGUCAGGUUUCUUUAAAGCAUGAAGUCAAUGUCUUGAGGCUAUAAUUGGAAGUGAACUGACAUGGGGCUGGGGAGAGGGGUUUUUCAGCAUCUUUUUUCUCUACUGAAAUUCUUCCUACAGCGGCUUCUAUCCUCUGUAGAGAAAAAAAAUGCAGGUACCUGCACUUUGUUCAGGCAAGACUAGACAGUAGCUGGAAGCUGUGUGUAUGUAUUUGCAGCAGAAUGAUGGUGCACAGGGGAAAGCUUAAGAAAUUUCUCCCUCUAUGCCAGUCUUCCACUUCAUGUUGUAAUCUCAGAGGUUGUGUUGGGGUGUGUGUGUGUGUGUGUGUGUGUGGUUUUUUUAAAUAUAUAUAUUAGAAUUAAGCCUUUGUUUCAAAUAUUCUGGAGAAUUCCAUUUUUGACUCAGAUGCAUCAGAUUCUACAUGGUUUAGGCCUGUACUGAUUGUGGGCUUUUAUAAUUAAUAUCAAUGUUUUUGCUUAUUAUUUUACUGAAAUCUUUCUAUGUGUUGGUUUAUACGCCAUUAUGAUGUGAUGAUAAUUGCAGUAAAUCUAAACACUUGGGAUUUCUCAGUGCCUGAAAGAGUGUUUAAUGCCUUGGGAGAGCUGUAAUUUUUUUUAAUUUCAGAAACUCAUUAUCUACAUUGCCAGGUUUUAUAAAUGCCAGUUGUGAAAGCCAUUUAAGUAUUAGAAAGACAUACAGAGUGUUGUUAUGCCUGGAGCCUACCAUUCUGCAUCCUGUAAAAAUUAAAGAACAAGUAGCAGCAGAACAGAGAAAGUGGCAUUUAUCUUCGGACUGUAAGGUAUGUUGCUAACAUUUCCCCUCAAACAGUUGCCAACAUUGUUGAAGAUAGCAAGGUUAAAGGUAGUCAAAGUUUCCUCCCCCCGCCCCUGCCUCUAUUCAUUUCUAUCACUCAUAGAUGGGAAGGUAAAAUGCCACUAUUUCAGAAGUAACUCCCUGAGUAAGUGCCCC
Podarcis lilfordi (Lilford's wall lizard) is the source of this 43534-nucleotide messenger RNA. The record is from the annotation of a GenBank genome assembly. Lineage: Eukaryota; Metazoa; Chordata; Lepidosauria; Squamata; Lacertidae.